Oncorhynchus kisutch (coho salmon) is the source of this 6811-nucleotide messenger RNA. RefSeq names its product neuroblast differentiation-associated protein AHNAK-like. The transcript is spliced from 4 exons. The record is from RefSeq and is a predicted model, not a curated record. Bases 94 to 6516 code for a protein of 2140 amino acids. Lineage: Eukaryota; Metazoa; Chordata; Actinopteri; Salmoniformes; Salmonidae. Gene Ontology annotation, biological process: regulation of RNA splicing. Gene Ontology annotation, cellular component: nucleus; cytoplasm.
GAAACCGAUAACACUGUGUCGUAACUCUCUCACAUUGGCGGUUAAACUCUUCAAUGGCUGAAUAACAAGAGCAAACCCAGUCAAAAUUGCCCAAUGGAGCCUAAGCCUGGUCACCGGAGAAGAAGGAGCCUGUCUGAGGGGCUGAUGCUGGAGGAAUCAGAAAAAGGAGGAUUGGUCAUCUCCAGCAUUAUCGGUGGCUCUUCUGGCAAUCACGGGCUCAAAGAAGGAGAUAAAAUUGUGGGUGCCACGAUCAACUUUGACCAACUUUCGAAAGACGAUGUGUUGAAAAUACUGAAGCUGAUGGAUGAUAAUGGAUUUGAUGAGAAGGUUCAAGUUCUAACGAAAAAUUAUUUGAGCAAGAGUAUGGGGACCUUGGACAGCAUCAAAGCACCAGAGGAGAUGCUGAAGGAUUCAUAUAAUAGACUCUACAAUGCCAAAAUAAAUAGGUUCAUGACAGAUGACAGCCCUGGACAACCUGCAGGUGCUGGGGAAAGAGGCUCCCAUAAUGGACAGGUGAAGGGCAAGGGACCGGGAUCUCUCUGGGACAAGCCUAAAGUGAAAGAUGACCUCAAACUCCCUGUCCUCAACACGGAUUACCCAGUUGUGGAGACACCCAAAGUAGAUGCUCCUACCUACCUAGAGUCUCCAGACCUCAAAUUCUCUGCUCCAAAGUUAAAGGUGCCUAAACUUGAUGUCAAAGGCAAGGUACCUGAUGCUCGCGGUGGAGAACUUUCAUUGCCUAAUGCCAACAUUAGUACAUCAGAUCUCUCCCUGCCUCAUUUGAAUGGGUCACUAAACAUUGAUGCUCCAUCAGUUAACCUGGAAAGGCCAAAUCUUGAAACUGAUAUAGAUGCUUUAAAUAUCAAUGCCCCAAUGUUUGAUAUUGAAAGAGGCAAAAAUGUUAAAAUGCCCAAAUUUAAGAUACCUGACUUGGGUCUCUCUGGACCCAGAGUAAAGGUACCCAGCCUUGAGGUUGAUACACCAAAUAUGAGGAUCCCAGAUAAAGAUAUGCUUGGAGUUAAUUUUAAAGGUCCCCAAAGAGACCUACAAACACCAGAUGUUAAUCUCAAAGGUCCUAAUCUAGACCUGCAAGCCCCAUAUGUCAGCAUAAUGAAUAUGCCAUCAAAUAAAAUCAGAGUCUGGUCCUCCAAGAAACUGAAAACCCCCAACCUUGAUGUGUAUGAUCCCUCUGGUUAUUUUGAAUUGCCUAAGGUUAGGCUCUCUCACACAGUACCAAAAGGACCAAAUUUAGACAUUGAUGCAGUUUUAAAGACACCAAACAUGCAUCUUAAAACCUCUUUGAUUGGUGCUCCUGACCUGAAUGACCCUGAUCUAGAUUUACCUUCAGUAGACCUUAAAGGUUCCAAAAUAGAUAUAGAGUUACCAGAUGCAAACAUUGGUAUCCCAUCUGGGAAGAUCAAAACACUAAGUCUUGGUAUGCCUGACUUUAAUAUAUCUGGACCAAGAGUUCGGACUCCAGACCUGGACCUCUCAGCGGCUGAGAUGUGUCCAUUAGACGUCCGUCUGCCUGACCUCAGUACUCCAGAUAUUGACAUACCCUCAGGUAAAUUCAAACUACAGGAACCACAUGCAGAACUCAAAGCACCUGAUUUCAAUGUGGAUGCCUCCUCUGGUAAACUGAAGAUGCCCAAAUUUGGGUUAUCUGGCCUAAAAAGACCUGAUCUGGGCAUUGAUGCUGAUGUAAAAACACCAAAGGUAAGUCUCAAAGCUCCCAAGAUAAAAGGUGGGCUUGAUGCGCCUGACUUGAAUUUACCCAAAGUCAACCUGAAAGCACCUAAAUUAGAAAUAAACACUCCAGAUAUUGACAUUGAUGCACCCUCAGAAAAAUUCAAAAUGCCAAAGUUUAAGAUGCCUAAAUUUGCCCUUUCGGGCCCUAAAGGGCCUGAGGUUGGCAUUGCUGGAAACUUGGAUGGACCAGAUCUGAGCUUAUUAUCUUCCAAACGACCAGACUUGGAUGUUGGUAGCCCAUCUGGAAAAUUAAAGAUGCCAAGUUUAAAGGUGCCAGACUUUGGCUUCUCAGGGCCAGAUGUACGAGGGCCUGACUUUGAGGUAAAGAAUCCAGACUUGGAUCUUUCAGCCCCCAAGUUUAAAGGGGGAAUUAGUCCCCCAGAUUUGGAUUUGCCAGAUGGAGACCUCAAAGGCCCCAAAUUAGACCUCAAUAAACCAGAUGUAAACUUUAAUAUGCCCUCAAGUAAAGUCAAAGUACCUACAUUGAAGAAACCAAAGGUUGAUCUGAAUGCUCCUAAUCUGGACAUUAAUGGCCCCUCUGGUAAACUGAAAAUGCCCAAAUUUGGGCUGUCUGGUAAAAUGUCAAAAUCUCCCAAAUUAAAUCUUAAAGUUCCAAAGAUGAAGGGGGGAAUUGAUUUUCCAGACCUGAAUUUACCAGAUGCUGACCUUAAAGCCCCGAAACUAGAUGUGAAUGCUCCAGAUCUCGACAUCAAUGCACCCUCAGGGAAAUUCAAGAUGCCUAAAUUUGGGCUGUCUGGUACAAUGCCAAAAUCUCCCAAAUUAAAUCUUAAAGCUCCAAAGAUGAAGGGGGGAAUUGAUUUUCCAGACCUGAAUUUACCAGAUGCUGACCUCAAAGCCCCUAAACUAGAUGUGAAUGCUCCAGAUCUCAACAUCAAUGCACCCUCAGGGAAAUUCAAGAUGCCUAAAUUUGGGCUGUCUGGUACAAUGCCAAAAUCUCCCAAAUUAAAUCUUAAAGCUCCAAAGAUGAAGGGGGGAAUUGAUUUUCCAGACCUGAAUUUCCCAGAUGCUGACCUCAAAGCCCCUAAACUAGAUGUGAAUGCUCCAGAUCUCAACAUCAAUGCACCCUCAGGGAAAUUCAAGAUGCCUAAAUUUGGGCUGUCUGGUACAAUGCCAAAAUCUCCCAAAUUAAAUCUUAAAGCUCCAAAGAUGAAGGGGGGAAUUGAUUUUCCAGACCUGAAUUUACCAGAUGCUGACCUCAAAGCCCCUAAACUAGAUGUGAAUGCUCCAGAUCUCGACAUCAAUGCACCCUCAGGGAAAUUCAAGAUGCCUAAAUUUGGGCUGUCUGGUACAAUGCCAAAAUCUCCCAAAUUAAAUCUUAAAGCUCCAAAGAUGAAGGGGGGAAUUGAUUUUCCAGACCUGAAUUUCCCAGAUGCUGACCUCAAAGCCCCUAAACUAGAUGUGAAUGCUCCAGAUCUCAACAUUAAUGCACCCUCAGGGAAAUUCAAGAUGCCUAAAUUUGGGCUGUCUGGUACAAUGCCAAAAUCUCCCAAAUUAAAUCUUAAAGCUCCAAAGAUGAAGGGGGGAAUUGAUUUUCCAGACCUGAAUUUCCCAGAUGCUGACCUCAAAGCCCCUAAACUAGAUGUGAAUGCUCCAGAUCUCAACAUUAAUGCACCCUCAGGGAAAUUCAAGAUGCCUAAAUUUGGGCUGUCUGGUACAAUGCCAAAAUCUCCCAAAUUAAAUCUUAAAGCUCCAAAGAUGAAGGGGGGAAUUGAUUUUCCAGACCUGAAUUUACCAGAUGCUGACCUCAAAGCCCCUAAACUAGAUGUGAAUGCUCCAGAUCUCAACAUCAAUGCACCCUCAGGGAAAUUCAAGAUGCCUAAAUUUGGGCUGUCUGGUACAAUGCCAAAAUCUCCCAAAUUAAAUCUUAAAGCUCCAAAGAUGAAGGGGGGAAUUGAUUUUCCAGACCUGAAUUUACCAGAUGCUGACCUCAAAGCCCCUAAACUAGAUGUGAAUGCUCCAGAUCUCAACAUCAAUGCACCCUCAGGGAAAUUCAAGAUGCCUAAAUUUGGGCUGUCUGGUACAAUGCCAAAAUCUCCCAAAUUAAAUCUUAAAGCUCCAAAGAUGAAGGGGGGAAUUGAUUUUCCAGACCUGAAUUUCCCAGAUGCUGACCUCAAAGCCCCUAAACUAGAUGUGAAUGCUCCAGAUCUCGACAUCAAUGCACCCUCAGGGAAAUUCAAGAUGCCUAAAUUUGGGCUGUCUGGUACAAUGCCAAAAUCUCCCAAAUUAAAUCUUAAAGCUCCAAAGAUGAAGGGGGGAAUUGAUUUUCCAGACCUGAAUUUACCAGAUGCUGACCUCAAAGCCCCGAAACUAGAUGUGAAUGCUCCAGAUCUCGACAUCAAUGCACCCUCAGGGAAAUUCCAGGUGCCUAAAUUCAGAGGCCUAAAGGGACCAGAUGUUGACAUUAAUGGCGCUAUAGAGGGACCAGAUCUGAACUUGUCAUCUCCCAAACGUAAGGGUCCCAAAGCAGACCUAAACCUUCCAGACACUGAUAUUGACAGUCCAGCAGGAAAACUCAAAAUGCCAACUUUCAAGAUGCCAGAUUUAGGAUUCUCUGGACCAAAAAUUAAGGGGCCUGACUUAAAUCUUUCAGCCCCCAAGUUUAAAGGGGGAAUAAGUCCCCCAGAUUUGGAUCUGCCACAUGUAGACCUCAAAGGCCCCAAAUUAGACCUCAAUGCACCAGAUGUAAACUUUAAUAUGCCCUCAGGUAAAGUCAAUGUACCUACAUUGAAGAAACCAAAGGUUGAUCUGAAUGCUCCUGAUCUGGACAUUAACGGCCCCUCUGGUAAACUGAAAAUGCCCAAAGUUGGGCUGACUGGUAAAAUGCCAAAAUCCACAAAACUGAAUUUCAAAGCCCCAAAGAUAAAGGGGGGAAUUGGUUCCCCAGACAUGCAUUUACCAGAUGCUGACCUCAAAGCCCCUAAACUAGAUGUGAAUCCCCCAGAUCUUGACAUAAAUGCAUCUUCUGGGAAAUUAAAAAUGCCCAAAUUUAAAAUGCCUAAAUUCAGGGGCCUAAAGAGACCAGAUGUUGACAUUGAUGGAGACUUAGAGGGCCCAGAUAUUGAUAUCAAUACCCCCACAGCUAACCUCAAAGGUCCCAAAACAGGUCUAAAAAUGCCUGAUUUGAAGAUGCCUGAUUUUGGACUAUCUGGCCCAAAUGUAGUUUAUGAUUUACCCAAUAUUGACCUCUCAGCACCAAAGCUAAAAGGGGGAAUCAGUCCCCCAGAUUUGAGACUACCUAAGGGUCAUAUCAGAGGGCCCAAACUAGACCUCAAUGCUCCAGAUAUGCCCUCAGGUAGAUUCAGAGUUCCAACCAUAGAGAGGCCAAAUGAUAGCAUAAAAGCCCCUGAUUUGGACAUCAACACUCCUUCAUUCAAAAUGCCCAAAAUGCCUAAAUUUGUGUUGUCUAGUCCAAAAAGACCAGAUCAUGACAUCAGUGCUGACAUAGGUUUUAAAUUGUCAAAUAUGAAAGGUGGGAUUGGUUCACGACACCUGGACCUACCUACAGUUGACCUAGACGCCCCUAAAAUAGAUGUAGACACUCCAGAUAUGAACAUUGAUUCACCCUCUGGGAAAUUCAAAAUGCCCCACCUCAAAAUGCCUAAAUUCGUCCUUUCUGGCUUGAAAGGUCCAGAUCCUGGAAUAGAUGGAGACAUUGAUGGACCGGACCUGAGUUUGUCAGCCCCGAAAGUAAACACAGGGAUCGGUAGUCCAGAUUUAGACAUAAAUGUUCCCUCUGGUAAUCUCAAAGGCCCCCAAGCUGAUCUCAAUUUGCCAGACAGUGACAUUGCUAUACAAUCUGAAAAAUUCAAACUGCCAUCCUUUAAAUUGCCUCAGUUUGGAAGUCCCAAUCUAAGGGCAGGUACACAUAUGGACUUUAUGAAAACAAAUGACAUUUCUCCUCCAAAGGUUAAAGUGAAUCUAAAAGCACCAGACUUGAAAGUUAGUCACCCAGAUGUCAGCCUGAGCAUACCCAAAGCUGAUACCAGAAGCCCAGAAUACAAAGUGGCAUCUCAUAGUAAACGCAGAUCUGAUAUCCCAGGUGGAGCACAUAUAAAAGUGCAAGCAGAAGACAUAGAUACAGAAGUGACACUGCCACACACUGAUAGGAAGUCUAGGAAGGUCAAAGGAAGGGCCAGUUAUCCCAUUGCAGAUAUUGAUUUGCCAAAAGUUGAGUAUAAAGCAUCUGGUUUGGAACUGAGAGGUUCAGACCUUCAUGAUCCCACAGGGAAAUUAAAAAUGCCCAAAUCCAAGACUUCUAAAUUGGGUAGUCAUACAAGAAUACCAGACCUUGAUAUAGACUCAAGUCCUGCCAGUAUUAACGCCUCAGUUCCUAAACUCCCACCCCCAAGGUAUGGAGUAGAGGUUUCACAGCCAGAUUUAAAUUUGAGUAGAACUGACCUCAAGGGCAAUAAACAUCAUAGGAAAGCCCCAGCUGGUGAAACUGGCAGAACAAAAAGGAGUCCAAAACAGUCUGAAAUUGGAACUUCCAUGCCAAAUUUUACUCAUGGUUCAAACCCCAAAAUGUCUGAAGAUGAAGAAGGAUAUUUUGUCACUGUAUUUCCCAAACAUCUCAAAGAGGAUGUACCAGACGGAACUGGGAGCCUGAAAAAUCAUCACAAGGAAGAGUCAAACUGUAGAUCUCAUACACUCAGAAGUCUCGACUUCAGUGCAUCAAAUGUGGACCUUGAAGUUCCAGAAGAUGAUAACUUAAAAGGGUCAACAUUCUGGCUUUCAAAGCUUAUAUAGCAUUCAGACAACUGACUAAAUGUCCUUUUAGGUUGGUUUGAAUCACAAUCUUCUGUUGAAACAUAAUGCAGAAAAUGUCUGUUACAUAUAAAACAAGCAUCAGAUUAUUUGCACUUAUUUGUACAUUUUUUUAUGUAAAUUCAUUGGUAUUUGUUAUGAAAAUGUGUAAAGCUUUCUUUUGUCAAGUGAUUAAAAAAAUGUAUGAAAGGUUUGUUAUGUUCUGCUGAUAAGCUAUUCGAAUGGUAGUUUUACUCUACACUUGCUACAUUGUAAUAAAAUUACAUUUAGUAACUUU